GGAGAUACGGACGCUUCGAGUGGCGACCGGAAACACGAUUAUUUCUGUUGGAUAUCAAUUUGAACAUCUUAUCAACUCUGCGACUGAACCUCGAGUACAGAGAGCUCGAAGUAAACUUGGACAGUGAGUCGAUAGACCGCUUAUCGAGAAACAUGUUGCCGGUCGCUGUCUUCCUCGCGAUGCUCGCGUUGACAAACGCUUUCGAGUCGAAAAUAAUUGGAGGGUCAUCCGCGGCCAUCGAGACAUAUCCGUAUCAGGUGUCUAUCCACUACGGGGGUGUGCUCAAAUGCGGAGGCUCCAUAAUCAGCCCGAACUGGGUGUUAACGGCAGCCCAUUGUGUCUACGGGGAGAAUCCCGCGGCUUUCCAAAUUCGUAUUCGGAGCACUUACAAUAAUAAGGGGGGCACGCUGAUCAGCGGCAUCAAGAAGAUAGUUUGGCCCGAUAAUUACGACGACACAACUUUCGAAUUCGACGUUGCCUUGAUACAGUUGCCCUCUCCGAUAAAGGAAAGCAGCACAGCGAAAUCGAUCCCCUUGGCUAGGAAGGACGUGCCAACCGGAAGUCAAGCGGUGGUGACAGGAUGGGGCAUGACAUCUGAAAACGGCAAGAUGUCGGACACGCUGCAAGUCCUAAAGGUGCCAGUCGUCGAUCAGACCACUUGCAAGAAAAUCUACGCCUCUCAGCAGCCGCUCACGAAUGAAAUGCUGUGCGCUGGCAGCAUGGCUGGUGGCCGGGACACCUGUCGGGGAGACUCCGGAGGUCCGCUGGUGUACAACGGCGUUCAAAUUGGUAUCGUGUCCUGGGGCUACGAAUGCGCGAGACCUAACUACCCCGGAGUGUACACGCGAGUGUCUGCGCCAGCAGUACGAUCUUGGAUAACGAAGCAGGCGAACUUUCGUCGCCCAGUUCCCGCCAUGUAUACGUGGACACCGCUCCUGUUGUUGCAGCUCGCUCCGUUCGCGUUGGCACGCUUUUUUUUCCUGCAUCUUGACGAGGGUCGUAUUGUUGGUGGCGAGUUAGCAAAUAUCGACGAUCACCCCUAUCAGGUAUCCCUUCGAUUUAACAAUCGUCACGUAUGCGGUGGCGCUAUCAUUAGCGAGGAAUGGAUCGUCACGGCCGCGCACUGUGUUCAGAGGACUUCUGUUCGCUUCAUAUCGAUAAAAGCUGGCACUUCCGACCUCACAGAGGAAGGCACGGUCAUCGCCGCCAAGGAGAUCAUCAGUCACGAGAGGUACAACCCAAGAACCUCCGAUUACGAUAUCGCUUUGAUUCGGCUGGAAAAACCGCUGGUGUACAGUUCUCGAGUGAGACCGAUUCUGUUGGCACCGGUCGCCGAUCAUUAUGCAGCAGGCUCGAAGGCGUUGGUCACCGGCUGGGGUGUUUUGAGAAGCAACGGCCCGACGACCUCUCGGUUACGUAAGGUCGAGGUGCCACUCGUAUCGAAUUCGGAGUGCUCUUUAUUGUACGCUGGCCGCCGUAUCACACCGAGAAUGAUUUGCGCUGGUUACGUAAACCUCGGCGGCAGGGAUGCGUGUCAGGGCGACAGUGGUGGACCACUGGUGCAGUACGACAAAUUAAUCGGCGUAGUGUCCUGGGGCAUGGGAUGCGCGCGACCAUCUUUCCCAGGCGUUUACUCGAGAGUAACCGUCCUUCGAAGUUGGAUCACAGAGAAAACUGGUAUUUUAAAUUCAACUAAUACGAAACCAAAGAAAUCGAAGAUCGUGAGGGGUGUAAAAAGACUGGAGAAUAAAUGAGUGACACUCUAUUCGAAUAUUUUAACAAGUUUCUUUUCGAGCGAGAAUACAUUGCUCGAAUCACCAAGCGAAUUAUAUUUUUUUAAUAUACAUACAUGUCAACAAAUUUGAAAAUAUUAGAUAGCCCACAAGCUUAAUCCUCGCGCAGCGGUCGCUAAUAAUACGAUAAUCUUCGCGGUUGACGAGAGAGUACUAUACGUUUACGAUACCUUUAACGACGUUACUGUACUAGAAAUAGAUUUAUUUAUUGCGUCAAUAAUAAUAAUAGCGCUAGGUAAAUGAUCAUGAUUGUUGUACAUUUUUUUUUAAGUACAUGUACCCUACUCGAAACUACGAAAUAGAAACAUUCCUACGAAAUUCCCA
This is a messenger RNA of Hylaeus volcanicus, 2117 nucleotides long. RefSeq names its product transmembrane protease serine 9-like. The record is from RefSeq and is a predicted model, not a curated record. Gene Ontology annotation, molecular function: serine-type endopeptidase activity. Lineage: Eukaryota; Metazoa; Arthropoda; Insecta; Hymenoptera; Colletidae. Gene Ontology annotation, biological process: proteolysis. The coding region runs from base 153 to 1754 and encodes 533 amino acids. The transcript is spliced from 13 exons.